CCCUUGUCCUAGAUAUUCUGGUCCACGCUUCUGAAUGAACCACUACGUUGACGCGAUGUCUUCAUUGAGACACGUCAAAGCCAGUGAUCACGGACAAAAGCACAGUUAUGAAUUCACCAGAGUCGCUGGAACCGGCGCCGCAAUCGGCUUCUGUGGAGGACGUCAAGACUGCACGACGGCGUCGAGAAAAACCUCAAUUGUCAUGUAAUUUGUGCAGGAAAAGGAAGUUGAGAUGUGAUCGCAGGCAGCCGUGCCACAAUUGCGACCAUCGUGGUCUUGCCGAUACAUGUGCAUACGCGCAUAGCAGUCUUCCGAAGUCUUCAUCGUCGAGAUCUCCGACGCAGCUGUCGGCGCCAACCGUACGCGACCGAGUCAGGCAGUUGGAGGGUCAAGUUGUCCGCUUGAUGGGCGCAUUGAACGACGCCUCCGAACAUGCUCAAGCUGGCGCUGCAGCUGCGACAUCCUCUUCAGAAAUGUCCCCCGGUAACAGCCAUGGAGACCCAACUAUUUCAGAUCCUCCAGGUGCAUCAUUCCCGGGAGAGCCGGGCCAUAUUGAUUACUCACCUUCGAGCAUUAACUACGUGGGCAACACUCACUGGCUUUCCAUGUUAGAGAACAUCCCUGAGCUGAACGAGGUCCUAAGAGAAUGCAAGCAAGAUUACGUCGCUGCGCAAAGCUCAAUGUCACGGAUCCCGAAUCUCCUCUCAGGCUCAUUCCAGCAGAUCGGCCGAGCAGAAAUCCUUACCGCCAUCCCGUCCAGAAACAUCGUGGAUACUCUAGUAUCAGAGGCUUUCGUGAACACCGACAAUGAAUGUAUGAUAGUCCACCCUCCGACCUUUCGCAAGGAGUAUAUGCAAUUCUGGGUUGAUCCAUCUUCUACGCCAAUCAUGUGGAUCGGUCUUUUAUUCGCCCUGAUGUGCCUGGCGAUUCAGUAUCAGCAAUUUUCGCCGGACGAGUCUCGCAGACUCCAGAUUGCAGACGCCAAUCCCGACCAGCUUAUCGCGAGCUUUCACAUGAAGGCCGCUCAAUGCCUUUUCCUGGGCAAAUAUCUGGAAGCUCCGCAAUACGCGGUGGAGACGCUACUGCUGCAUCUUUUCGCGGAGAAUCUCGAGGGCGACCAUAACGAGACCACGAACAGCUGCUGGGCUCUGUGGGGCCUUGUUGUCCGCAUUGCCCUGCGCUCUGGAUAUCACCGCGAUGGCUCGUAUUUCCCAAGCAUCUCGCCGUUCGAGGCGGAAUUGAGACGAAGGACGUGGACAAUCAUCGUGCAAUGGGAUAACUUUUUGUCUUUACAAUUCUGUCUGCCGCGGAUGGUCGUGCAGUCGCAGUCGGAUACGGCGGAGCCUCGAAACCUGUUGGAAGAAGACUUUGAUAAUAACAUGCUUGAGCUGCCUCCCGCGAGGCCAGCGUCGGUGAAGACGAAUGCACGGUUCCACACGGACAAGAACAGAUUACUCGCGGUCGGCGGUGCAAUCGCCGACGUGUCUGGUGCACUUCGGCCGCCACCGAUUGCGGAGGUGCUUAGACUGGACGAUCUGCUCACAGAGACAUACGAGUCAGUGGCACCGUUGUGGCAGUCAGAUGCCGCCGUUUCGGCGACAGUGCGGUAUACACAGCGUGCGAGUGGCAGUGUGCGAAGUAUAUUUCUGGCUAGCAUAUACUGCAGGUCGCAAAUCACUCUGCACCAGCGGUAUCUGGUCCCUGGCAAGACGAUUACUCAAUAUGCCAGAUCCAGGAAGACGUGUAUCGAGGCGGCGCUGACCAUGCUGCAACACCAGUGGACUUUAUACCUCGAGACGCAGGUUGGAGGACCGCUAUGUCGGCAUGGCUGGAAGUUUUUGUCCUUGCUCACGCAAGAUUUCCUCUUCGCGACGGCAUUGUUGUGCGCCGAGCUCGCGCAGGAUAUGGGAGACGAUGCGUCUGGGUCUUCUGGCGAAGAGUACACAAGACAAUCCGAGGAGGAUAAGGAAACGAGGAGCAGAGUGUUUCACUCACUGAGCAGUGCGUAUAUUGUCUGGCUGCAGUCAAGAAACUACGACUCCUCACGGGCAGUCAGAACAAUGGUCGCUGCGUUGAAAGAGUUGUUGAGAAGAGCGCAGGGCGCUGGAUAUGCGGUCGCGAAGGCUCCAUCAUCUGCGACUGUUCGAAGUGUUCAGUCGCAAGAACAUGCGCCUACAAUAGCGACGCCUGACUCCGCGCCAGACUCUGGGCGAUGGGGAGGUCCUCCAGGGAUGUAUCAUAGCAUUGCGCUGUUCCCGAUAUGAGGGUAUGCGUUAGCUUAAAUACUUUUCAUCUCAUGACACG
Molecule: messenger RNA, 2304 nt
Organism: Exophiala xenobiotica
Lineage: Eukaryota; Fungi; Ascomycota; Eurotiomycetes; Chaetothyriales; Herpotrichiellaceae
Exons: 5
Coding region: 108-2264 (718 amino acids)
Biological process (GO): DNA-templated transcription; regulation of DNA-templated transcription
Cellular component (GO): nucleus
Molecular function (GO): zinc ion binding; DNA binding; DNA-binding transcription factor activity, RNA polymerase II-specific
Source: RefSeq, a predicted model, not a curated record